Messenger RNA from Microthlaspi erraticum, 816 nucleotides. NCBI's taxonomy places the organism in Eukaryota, Viridiplantae, Streptophyta, Magnoliopsida, Brassicales, Brassicaceae. The record is from the annotation of a GenBank genome assembly.
AUGGAGACUCUUCUAUCUCCUCGCUCUUUCUCUCCUCCUCUCACAAAACCCACUUCGAGCCCCUCGUCUUUCUCCAGACCCAUCACUUCCGGUCCGAAAUACCAAUCUUCCAAGUUCGUUAAACCGGAAUCUUCACUUCCCAAAAACUUGUUAAGCGAUGCCAAACAGGCUUGUGCAGUUGGGAGGAGGAGGAGCAUGAUGAUGGGUUUGCUAAUGUCUGGUUUAAUGGUUUCAGAAGCCAAUCUUCCAACAACAGCAUUUGCUUUGACUCCAGUGUUCAGAGAGUACAUUGAUACAUUUGAUGGAUACUCCUUCAAAUACCCUCAAAACUGGAUCCAAGUCCGAGGAGCUGGUGCUGAUAUCUUCUUUAGAGACCCUGUUGUCCUCGACGAGAACCUCUCGGUCGAGUUCUCUUCGCCUUCCUCCUCGAAAUACCAGUCACUUGAGGACUUAGGUUCACCUAAAGAAGCAGGAAAGAAAGUGCUUAGACAGUACUUGACUGAGUUUAUGUCCACUAGGCUCGGUGUUAGGCGUGAGGCCAACAUCCUCACAACUUCCUCUAGAGUUGCAGAUGAUGGUAAACUCUACUACCAAGUUGAGGUGAACAUAAAGUCAUAUGCAAACAACAACGAGCUCGCUGUGAUGCCAACAGAUAGAGUGGCUCGUUUGGAAUGGAACAGGCGCUAUCUUGCGGUUCUAGGAGUUGAGAACAAUAGACUCUAUUCACUGAGACUCCAAACACCUGAGAAAGUUUUUCAGGAAGAGGAGAACGAUCUAAGAAGAGUUAUGGAUUCGUUCAGGGUCGAAAAGAUUUAA